This is a messenger RNA of Menidia menidia (Atlantic silverside), 2953 nucleotides long. NCBI's taxonomy places the organism in Eukaryota, Metazoa, Chordata, Actinopteri, Atheriniformes, Atherinopsidae. The record is from the annotation of a GenBank genome assembly.
AUGUUUGCCUUUCAAGGUACAUCAGCCCAGGGCAGCCCCCUUCUCGCUUCUCUGCCAGUUCCAGGACGGCCUCUGCAGCCUCAGCUCGACCUCAAACACCUCCUGCCCUUCAGACUCAAUGGAUCCUCCCCUCUCAGCCUAUUCCCCAACUUCAACACGAUGGACCCUGUCCAGAAGGCAGUGAUCAACCACACCUUUGGUGUCCCUCAGCCCCUCAAGAAGAAACAGAUUAUCUCCUGCAACAUUUGCCACCUGCGCUUUAACUCGACAAACCAAGCAGAAGCCCACUAUAAAGGCCACAAGCAUGCCCGGAAAGUCAAAGCCAUGGAGGCGCAGAAAAACAGGCAGCGGCGAUCCGGGGACGCCUCGUCCACGGGGAGGGAGAGGGACCGAGAGCGGGAGCGGGAGCGAGACAGAAACAAGACAUCCACGUCUGAGGCCGCGCUCCCUGCGCCUAUGGAGACGAGCUUAGCCGAGGGAGCAAGUCUUCAGCCCGAUCUGGAGCCCACCGUUCUGGAGGAGAAGCUGGAGGAGAGUCCCAGAAGCUCGGUGAUGCUGACGCCAGUAUCUGAGGUGUCCUCCGUGGAGCUGGUCACCCUUUCCCCGCCUCAGAUUUCCCCCUCCUCUCAGCUGUAUGAGACGGCAUCAGACACCAGUGCCCCUGAAGUCUCAGAGGUGGCAGAGGCCUCAGAGGCCGCGGGUCCGACCGGUGAUCCGGGCAGCGGCGCGGACCCCUCCGGCACCAACGGGGAGCCGUGCACAGAUGACGACAAAGACCCCAAGAAGAGCAAAGCUCACCUCCAUUGUCCUGUUUGCAAAGUCACAGUCAACUCUGCCUCCCAACUGGAUGCACAUAACAGUGGUACGAAGCACAAGCUGAUGCUGGAGGGUCACAGUGUUCUGCCGCGCCGCCGCGGGAAAGUGGUAGCCACCCGAGGGGGCUGCAAGAGCAAGCGGCUGGGCAGCAAAGGCAGCAUCGGGGUGCCCAGCAAGAACUUCCAGUGUGAAGUGUGUGAGAUCUUUGUGAACUCCGAGACUCAGCUGAGCCAGCACAUGAAUAGCAGAAGGCACAAGGAUAGGCUGGCCGGAAAACCACCCAAACCCAAAUUUACCCCCCACAGCAAGAGCCAGCCAAGCUCCAGCUUAGCGAACGUGAGAUGGAGUGGCUAUGCAGGAGUGGCGGUGUCUGCAAUGAAGAAAGCAUUCACCCAGUACAACCUCACCUCCCUCUCCUCGCAGACCAAACUGGCCUUGCAGAAGCAGCUGACCAAGAGUUUGACAACUGGCUUCCUGCCCAGCCCCCUCACCCAGCCAACUCUGUGCACAAUGGCAACUAACCCAUUGGCUCUGCGCCACCCGGUGGGCACCACCACCUUCAUCCAGACCCCAUUCCUGGGCCCUGCACUGUUCCGGCCUGCGCCAGGGCCUCUGCGGGCCACACACACACCCAUCAUCUUUUCCCCAUACUAAGGACCUAACCAUCCUCUCAAAUGAGCCCCUCCCCUGUCCCUUUACCAAAUCCAAGGCCCUGCUUUAGAGUGACCCUCACCAUAAACAGGCCACAUGCAAACUAUGCAGCCCACCUGACUUAAAAUGGAAAGAGUGCACAAGUCCUGCUGCUCGCCAGGCCCCAUGGCCUUAGAGCUGAUCUUAUCAUAAAGGCCAAGAUCCCCCAUCAUGCCUUCUUUCUGCUUCUCUUAUAAUGACCUAAGGAGCAGGACAGGUCUCCAGACAGUGACUGCUGAAAUGAGGCCGCUUUUAUAGCCAUUUCAUGGGUCAACAUGUUUUAAAUUAUGGAUAAUAUUGUGUAAUUUAUUAUAGAACAAAUGUCUAGAUGUAUGUUUAGUGUGGUUGCCACAAAAUAAGGUCCCUUUAAUUGAUGCUAUUGUUAAAUAGUUUUUAACUUCUAUAUUCGGAGGUAUGAUGAAUUGUCAUUGUAGGUCAUUAAAGUUGCUGAACACAAGCCAUACCAGUAUGGCUGCACAAGACAAGCUUAGAUGAUGCAUUGUGGAUAUAGUAGACAAAAAGAAGGAAAAGAACUUCUUGCACAGUUACUCUGUAUUCACUUAAAGCAGCUCAAGGGCGGGAGUGACUCCUCUUUGUCAUACCACACAUUGGUAUGUCUUUAUGCUAAGGUUUCAGUAACAUCAUCCUACACUCACACCCCUAAAUACGGUUCACCGAGCACUUGGCCCGCACUUAAAACAUUCUUCUUCUUUUUUCUUUCUGAGUCACAUCCACUGUCAUCCCCUCCAGUUUUUUUUUCUUUUGGGAUUAAGCACUCACAAACGUCCAGAAAAGAUCAGCUUGCCCGCUUUACUUUGUUUCAAUUUAAAAAAAAUACUGUCUUCUGAAGGAUUUCCUGCUCCAGUGCAUCAUUCAUGCCAUGCAUCUUGAACAUCAUGUUCUUGCCAAGCUGGAGGCAUGAAAGCAUUUUUGCAGCUUUGGAUGUUUUACCCUGCAAAAUGCCACAGUUUCUUUGCUUUCACAUCCUGGCUGCUGUUAUUUCCCUUUUUUCCCUCACAUCACUGUCGUCACCUCGCUGUUGCCCUUGAUUUUCUCUGGUAUUAUCUCAGCAUGAGAUGAUGAGGAGCCGGGAAAGCGCCCCUCACAACACACACGGUCACACACGUAAUGAAAACACAAUGAAGGACCUUAUGGGAUUUCAGAGCUCGAUAAAAAAUAAAAAAAAGUUUGGAUGGCAGUGGGUGGGUAGGCUGCUCAGUCAGAAUUUGAUUGACAUCUUGUUGCAGCGUCUGCAUGCAGCGUGGGAGGGAACAAAGCACAGUGCCAUGGCAACCACAUUAAAAAGCACCUUAAAACUGAUUUACCUGCAAAAGCAAUGAAAAUUGUGUUGAUGUUCAUCUUUUAUUUGCUGUAGGUGUAUGUUUUACAAUUCCUUGUCAAUUCCAAUGAGAAUUUUGCUUUGAAAAAAAAAAAAAAAUCAGGUGAG